Messenger RNA from Aspergillus melleus, 603 nucleotides. RefSeq names its product vacuolar protein sorting-associated protein 29 (gene vps29). Gene Ontology annotation, cellular component: retromer complex; endosome. Gene Ontology annotation, biological process: intracellular protein transport; retrograde transport, endosome to Golgi. The transcript has 4 exons. NCBI's taxonomy places the organism in Eukaryota, Fungi, Ascomycota, Eurotiomycetes, Eurotiales, Aspergillaceae. Bases 1 to 603 code for a protein of 200 amino acids. The record is from RefSeq and is a predicted model, not a curated record.
AUGACCUCGCGCUUAGUCCUGGUCAUCGGUGACCUGUUCAUCCCUGAUCGCGCUCCGGAUCUUCCGGCCAAGUUCCGCAAGCUCCUGACGCCGGGCAAGAUUGGCCAGAUCUUGUGCCUGGGCAAUCUGACCGAUCGCCAUACCUUUGAAUUUCUCCGCCAGGUCGCCCCCGACUUGCAAUUGGUGAAGGGUGAUUUCGACGUUGACUCCCCCAACCUUCCGCUCUCCAAAGUCGUGACCCACGGCAGCCUCCGCAUCGGCUUCACCCAUGGCCACACCAUCAUCCCGCCGGGCGACGCCGACGCCCUGCUGAUUGCGGCGCGCCAGAUGGAUGUCGACAUCUUACUUUGGGGCGGUACCCAUCGAUUCGAGGCCUUUGAAAUGGAGGGCAGAUUCUUUGUGAACCCCGGAAGUGCCACAGGUGCCCUGAGCACGGGCUACUGGGCUGACGGAGAGGAUCCGACGCCCAGUUUCUGCUUAAUGGACAUCCAAGGAGACGUGCUGGUGCUGUAUGUCUAUCAGCUCAAGACGGACGCUAACGGGGUCGAAACGGUCGCCGUCGAGAAGGUCUCGUACCGCAAGAACAACGUCCCGUCCUCAUGA